Messenger RNA from Aspergillus welwitschiae, 1200 nucleotides. RefSeq names its product F1F0 ATP synthase subunit g. Gene Ontology annotation, molecular function: proton transmembrane transporter activity. Gene Ontology annotation, biological process: proton motive force-driven ATP synthesis. Lineage: Eukaryota; Fungi; Ascomycota; Eurotiomycetes; Eurotiales; Aspergillaceae. The record is from RefSeq and is a predicted model, not a curated record. The transcript has 3 exons. The coding region runs from base 127 to 723 and encodes 198 amino acids.
AUUGCGCGACGAUCCAGUGUCACCGGCUCUUGACCCUACCGCCAUUGGACUCUACUGUCCUCCACCUGCGACUUUUCAGAGUCAUUCUUUCCUUUUAGCGUUUUAUCUCCUCCAGUGGUCUUCAAGAUGCCCGCCACGGCGUCCCGUGCCGUGCUUCGGCAAUCGCAGUUCCUGACCCGCAGGUCUGCGGUCAGGUACGCUUCUUCGACCUCCGAAGCCGCUUCCAAGGCUGGUGAGACUGCUUCCUCUGCUGCCUCGAAGGCGUCUGAGGGUCUUUCUCGCGUCUCUUCGACGGCUGGUCCCGCCAUCGCCAACGCCGCCCAGGGUCUCGGUAGCGCCCUCAGGAAGGUCGGUGGAAGGACCGGAAAAGUCAUCGCCUUUGUCGAUUCCAUGAUACCCCCUACCGUCUACUACUCGAAGGUUGGAAUCGAGCUUGCUAAGCUGGUCUUCCGUGGCCAGAACAUGACUCCUCCCAACAUGGCCACCUUCCAGGCUUACUUCCAGCCUCUGACCAACGCCUUCCGUAACCCUGCCGCCUUCAAGAACUCCAGCUUCGCUCCCUCGAACAUCAUCGCCCGCGUUCGUACCGCCAACAAGAAGGAGAUCGCUCUUGCUGGUGUCACCGCUGCGGAGAUCGUUGGUUUCUUCACCGUCGGCGAGAUCAUUGGUCGGAUGAACAUCGUUGGCUACAAGGGACAGCCUGAGCACCACGGACACCAUUAGAUAAAUACCAAGCACUCGUGACUUAGCCUGUCUUCCUUCCCUUUCCCGUUUUCCUUUGUGUGCUGUACUAUUGUAUGAUAGACGAUGGAAUAAACUGUUGUCUGAGUUGUGCGAUACGAGCAAUUGGGUACGUCUCAUUCUUGUUGUCUUAGACUUAGGAUCAUGCGUGGGGACGACUAUUUGGUUGGAAAUUCUGGCUGCUUUAGGGAGGAUGUUGUAGACCAUGGCAGCCAUUCUGCUAUUGACACGGCACUGCCUUAAGUGACUGAUGAUCAUAACUCAGAGCUAUGACUGUCUUUUAUGUUUUAUGUUACAAAGUUCGAUCGGUCUACUCUUAAGAGUUGGCCGUGGUCACGAUCAAUGACUCGGUAUCUGCUUUAGUUGUCAGUAGGAUACAACAACAAAUUAGAUCUGAAGCACAAGAACUUCAAAUUUCAUCAUUGAAAUAUUAUCUAGUCCCGGAAUGCAUAGCAAGAG